Molecule: messenger RNA, 621 nt
Organism: Acanthosepion pharaonis
Lineage: Eukaryota; Metazoa; Mollusca; Cephalopoda; Sepiida; Sepiidae
Source: the annotation of a GenBank genome assembly
AUGGCUGGUAAACAUGUGCUUCUUGCAUGUACAGGGAGUGUGGCUUCUAUUAAAAUUCCACUUAUUAUUCAGCAACUACAAGAAGCUGAUCCUUCAAUUGAAAUUCGACUUGUUGUGACUGACAAAUCUCUGCACUUUUUUGAUGCAAAAUCUGUUCCUGUUGACAUUUACAAAGAUGAGGAUGAAUGGAAGUGGCAGAAAAUGAAAGAUCCUGUUCUUCAUAUUGAACUUCGAAGAUGGGCUGAUCUAAUGGUCAUUUCUCCUCUGGAUGCGAACACUCUGGCCAAAAUAGCCAAUGGGCUUUGUGAUAAUUUAUUGACUUCUAUUGUGCGUGCCUGGGACAUGAAAUGCCCUCUACUUUUUGCUCCUGCAAUGAACACCAUGAUGUGGGAACAUGUCCUCACCAAAAAGCAUAUAGACACUUUGACAAGCUUUGGAUACAUUGAAAUCCCAUGUGUUGCAAAGAAAUUGGCCUGUGAUGAUACUGGUAUGGGUGCUAUGGCUGCUGUUGAUACCAUUGUCAGUAACAUAUUGUCUUGUUUACAACCAUUUGAAGAGAAAUCCUCCCCCGUCAAUGAGAUAUCAGUGCAAGCUACUUCUCCUGAAUCAGUGUUUCAUUGA